Molecule: messenger RNA, 1657 nt
Organism: Drosophila gunungcola (fruit fly)
Lineage: Eukaryota; Metazoa; Arthropoda; Insecta; Diptera; Drosophilidae
Product: probable citrate synthase, mitochondrial
Exons: 4
Coding region: 127-1551 (474 amino acids)
Biological process (GO): tricarboxylic acid cycle; carbohydrate metabolic process
Cellular component (GO): mitochondrial matrix
Source: RefSeq, a predicted model, not a curated record
CAGAAGGCCUUGCUUAAAAUCUCAUCUUGCUGAUAUUUUCAUUUGUUUUUUUUCAUCUGAACUAUAAUAUAAAUUCCAAAUUCAUAAAACUCACUAUAAUUUCUGCCUUUUCAGUUGCUCAUCACCAUGCAAAAAACAAUGUCCCACAGAUGCUUUCAGUGCCAUUUAAGGACUAUUUCCAUCCGUUCUUAUGGUGACUGCAAAAGUGGCGGCGACAAAAGCAUUAAGGCCAAGCUGGCAAAGAAAAUUCCCGAGGAGCGAGAAAAGUUUUUGGGUAUCAAAUGUCUUCACGGCGACAAGACGAUCGGCAGGAUCAGCGUUAAUAGCGUGAUUGGUGGAAUGCGAGGACUGCCAUUACUGUUUUGCGAGACCUCCAGCCUGGACAAGAACAAGGGCAUCUUCUACCGCGGAAUGCUACUGAAGGAUGUGUGUGCCAAGCUGCCGCGGGUGCGUAAGGGGACGCAGGAGGGCACUCCCGAAGGCUGUUUCUACCUACUGACUACGGGGCAGAUGCCCAAAAAGGAGGAGGCCGAGCAGGUCACCAGCGAGUGGGUGAAGCGUGGCAAUGUUCCGCGCUAUUGCCUACGGAUGAUUGACUCCCUGGACAAGCGGGUGCACCCAAUGGCGCAGCUGUGCGCCGCCUGCGCCUGCCUCAGUGCGCAAAGCAAGUUCGUGGAGGCGUACAACAAGGGGGCAAAGCGGGGGGUCUACUGGGAGUCCAUCUACGAGGACUCGAUGAACCUGUGCGCCAUGCUGCCCACCGUGGCGGCGGCCAUCUACAACAACGUCUUCAAGGACGGCGAGGGCACACGGGAGAUCAGCGAGGAGCAGGACUGGUCCGGCAACUACUGCCGCAUGCUUGGCCUGCCGGACGAGGCCUUCAUCGACCUGAUCCGACUCUAUAUGAUCCUGCAUGCGGACCACGAGAGUGGCAACGUCUCCGCCCACGCCUCCCACCUGGUUGGGUCGGCGCUCAGCGACCCCUUCCUCUCCUUCUCGGCCAGCAUGUGCGGCCUAGCGGGACCACUCCACGGCCUAGCCAACCAGGAGGUGCUCGUCUGGCUGACCAAGCUCCGAAAGGCCAUUGGCGACGAGCCCACGGACGACGAGCUGAAGAAGUUUAUCGACGACACGCUAAAAGGUGGCCAGGUUGUUCCUGGCUAUGGACAUGCCGUGCUGCGUGACACUGAUCCCAGGUUCAUUCUGCAAAACGAGUUUGCCAUGAAGCAUUGCAAGGAUGACGCGGGCGUGAAGCUAGUGACUCGUCUGUGGAAGAUCAUACCAGAGGUGCUCAAGAAGCUGAACAAGGUGGCCAAUCCCUAUCCAAAUGUAGACGCCCAUUCGGGCGUCCUUCUGCAGCACUAUUGCCUGAAGGAGCUUAACUAUUAUACGGUUCUAUUUGGCGUUUCCCGGGCGAUUGGAGUUCUGGCCCAGCUGAUUUGGUCUCGAGCCUUGGGAGCACCCAUCGAGAGGCCAAAGUCGUUUUCCUCGUCGGAAAUUUGCCGGUUUAUCAAGGAAGCAGACGAAAAGGACAAAAAGAAAAAGUGCUGAGGCAAUAGCUUGUAAAGCCAUGCUUGCUGACUAGAAAUCUACAGUCCUGUAUUUUUAUACUAGGUAGCUAAAUCAUGCCAACUACAACUGGAAUUAUUACAACGAU